Messenger RNA from Leguminivora glycinivorella, 5218 nucleotides. RefSeq names its product intraflagellar transport protein 172 homolog (gene Oseg2). The transcript is spliced from 36 exons. Gene Ontology annotation, cellular component: axoneme; ciliary basal body; intraciliary transport particle B. Gene Ontology annotation, biological process: intraciliary transport. Bases 1 to 5076 code for a protein of 1691 amino acids. Gene Ontology annotation, molecular function: protein binding. NCBI's taxonomy places the organism in Eukaryota, Metazoa, Arthropoda, Insecta, Lepidoptera, Tortricidae. The record is from RefSeq and is a predicted model, not a curated record.
AUGUUCAAGCACAGUGCGAAAACCGUUAUUCCACGUAAAAAUACGAUAUACUACUUGACAAAACAGGAGGGCGAAAGUCCUAUCGCCGAUAUCUGCUGGUCAGCGAACAACGUGAAGCUGGCGGUGGCGACGUGCGAGCGGCAGGUGCUGCUGUUCGACCGCGAUGGAAUGCGCCGCGACAAGUUCAGCACGAAACCCGCUGACGCUGCUACUGGAAAGAAGUCUUACGUUAUUACAAGUUUAGCGUUCAGCGACAACUCGGAGCUCCUAGGCGUAGCCCAGAGCGACAACAUGGUUUUCGUGUACCGAGUGGGCGCGGACUGGUCCGGCAAGAAGGUGAUCUGCAACAAGUUCCCUCUGACCGGCGCGCCGGUGCGCCUGCUGCCGGCCGAACAGGGCUUCUAUACCGGCACCAGCGAUGGCAAGAUCAGGUCUCUCGACUGCAAGAGCAACAAGAGCUCCAGCUUGUGGACGGGUGGUGCUUGCUGCGUGUCGCUUGCUCGUGGCGACGGCACGCUAGCGUCAGGCCAUGUGGAUGGGACGCUGUUCGUGAACGGACGGCUGCUGCUGCGCUAUGCUCUGCCGCCGUCCGCUCUUGUUAUGCUGCCUCCUUACUUGAUAGUGGGAGGCUGCGACGGACGGGUGGCUGUGUAUGCGGCAUCUGGCGGAGCGUUGCUGCGAAGCGUGGAGCCCGCGUUGCCGCCACACGCGAGGGAUCUUACGGCCGCCGCUCCCAGCCCCUCUGGACAGACGAUAGCAGUCGGCACGUUCGACGGGUUCCUAGUCGGAGACAUGAAGGAGUCAGGCGGGCUCGACCUGACGUUCCUGCCCAUACCCAAUCUGUAUGCGACGCGCGCGCUCGCUUGGAGUGGAGACGGGACCAAAUUGGCCGUCGCCUCGCAAACCGGAGCUGUUAUAAUGCUUGAAGCUGUUCUCAGACGCUGGGUGUGGCGAGACUCUGUCGAAGUUCAGCACGUAAGCCCGAAGCAGCUGGUGCUUACUCGGUUGGCCAACGAUGCCCCGCCCAUGACCGUCACUACCAAGCACGCGUCCGACAUCUUUAAUGUCCGAUUUAUAGGUAACGACUGGUACGCUGUUUGUCGUACAGCUAGCACGUUCAUACUCUGCGAUAUAGCACGAGGCUUGACAAGCGAGAUUCCAUGGUCCGGCAGCGGGGAGCGGAUAUAUGCAGCGGUCGGCGGAGCUUGCCUGCUACAUCGUGCGGGCGAAUUGAGCGUCGUUGAAUACGGACUCGAUAAAGUAUUGCAUACUGUGCGAACUGAGCGCGUAAACCCGCACGUGCUCAGCGUGCGAAUCAAUGAGGGGAACGACAAGGAGCAAGGCGAUAGGAAACAUCUGGCGUACCUACUGGACAGGCAGACCAUUGCUGUGGUGGAUCUCACUACGGGAGUUCAGUUGGGCCAGUGGUGGCACGAAGCUCGCGUUGAUUGGCUGGAGCUGAACGAAAGCGGACAGCUUUUGCUGAUGCGGGACACUCGCCGAAGACUUAUCCUGCUGAAUUUGCAGUCAGGCGACAAGGAAAUCAUAGCAAGUGGAGUGGGCUUCGUACAGUGGAUUGAAGACAGCGAUGCCGUCGUUGCUCAGACGCCGACGCAUCUUCUCGUUUGGUACAGCGCCUGGGACCCUGGCUGCGUGGAGAUGGCAGAGUGCGGCGGCGGCGUGGCCGUGGAAGUGAACGCUCGGAGGGUGGUGCUGGACGGCGGGCAUGUACCGUUUCUACAGCUGGACGACCAUCGACUUGCUUUCAAUAACGCAUUGCGUAGUGGCGACCUGUCUGGAUGUGGUCGCUACUUGGAAGCAGUGGGUAACGCUGACCUGGCUCCGCUAUGGAGGCAGCUAGCGGAGAGAGCGUUCGUCGAUGAGGAUAUUCAGCUAGCAGCAAAAUGUUACCGGGAGAUUGGCGAUGAAGCUCGCGCGUACUAUCUAGAGACAACUGUUCAGCUGGCGGCUAGAGAAGGUGAUGGCGAUGUUGUGUCUGGACUUAACAGUGCAGUAGUUCGGGCGAAACUUGCUAUAUUUUCUGGAGAUUUAGCUUCCGCAGAAGAGUUUUACGCGAAGAAAGCGAAUCGACCGGAGAUGGCGAUCAGCAUGUACAAGCAGUUCAAUAGAUGGGCUGAAGCUAUCGCUCUGGCCGAGAAAACAGAUCGGCUAGCGGUCACCACCUUGAAGCAGCAGUAUAUGGAUUAUUUGACUUCUACUGGAAGGCUAGGCGAAGCCGGAGCCGAGUUAGCCGCUUCAGGGGACGUCCAAGGCGCCGUCCGCCUGUGGUUGAAAGGCGGGCGCGCUCGCAGGGCCGCUGGCCUGAUCCUUCAGCAACCGGCCUUGUUGAGAGACAACGAGCUGGUUGACACCGUGCAUGCUCAGUUGAUUCAGGAAGAAUGGUGGGAGAUGGCGGGAGAGAUUUCUGAGCGCCGUGGUGAUAGUCUUACUGCAGUCGAGUAUUAUGCUAAGGGCAACAACUUCGCGCGGGCUGUUCAGUUAGCUCGAGAGACUUGUCCAAGUGAAGUAACACGGUUGGAAGGCGCAUGGGGCGCAUGGUUGGUGUCAUCUAGACAAGCUGGCGCAGCUGUGCCGCAUCUUAUAGAAGCCGGAGACACUAGGGGUGCCCUAGCAGCGGCUUUGAAAGCACAUCACUAUAAGAAGGCUCUGCAAAUUGUACAGGUCAUAGAAGACAAGGAUCUUAUUCGAGAACAAUGUGAACAAUUAGCUGACCACUUCAUAUCUACUCAGGAAUGGGAGACUGCUGAGCGCCUCCUAACCUCCUGUGGCAUGGCUGAGAGAUGCGUUCGAGCAUACAACUCAGCCGGCCGGGUAGCAGACGGGCUAAAACUAGCCGCGGCACAGUUGUCUGAGGAUGAAACCAGGGACAUUUACAUACCAUUAGCCCAGCAGUUACGGAGCGAGGGGCAGUUCAGGAAGGCGGAGCAAAUUUAUAUCGGGCUCGGAGAACCAGAUGAAGCGAUAUCUAUGUACAAGGAAGCUUCUCAAUACGAAUCCAUGCUGCGCCUAGUGGCGGCUCAUCGCAGUUCUUUACUGGAAGCGACUCGGCGCCAUGUCGCUCAGGCUCUACACGCUUCUGGCGAUUUGCGGGCCGCUGAGAAUUAUUACAUACAGGCUGGUGACUGGAAGAGCGCUAUUCAAAUGUACCGCUCUUCUGGUCAAUGGGAGGGAGCGGAGCGCGUAGCCCGUGCUCAUGCGCCGAGUGGGGUUCAGCAGCAAGUGGCAUUGCAAUGGGCAGCGGCCUUAGGAGGUUCGGCGGGCGCAAGGCUGUUGGCAGCUAGAGGGUUGGCGGCUUUGGGAGCGAGAUGGGCACUGCAAGCACAGAGAUGGGAUAUCGCUAUGGAGCUAAGCGAACUAGGCGGAGGCGUGACGCGACGCGAAGUAGCCCGGCAUGAAGCGGCGGCGCUCGCAGAGGAGCGGCCUGAGGAAGCUGAGCAAGCUUUCCUUCGCGCCGGGGCAGCUGAUGACGCAGUUCGCAUGUGGUUGACUAGAGGCCAUCAUCAACGGGCGUUGGUGUUAGCCGAGCAACAUGCUACUCAUCUGGUCGAAGAAGUCUUAGUUGAAGGAGCGAGGGCAGCGGCUGAACGCGGAGACUUGGCUCAAUUCGAAACUCUCAUGAUUCGGGCCAACAGACCUAGGGAAGUUGUGCAACAUUACAAAGAUCUUGAACUAUGGGAGGAGGCGACGCGUGUCUCACGGGAGUAUCUACCGGACAGCGCGGAGCCGGUCCCUUCAGCCGUGCCACCUUUGUUACAACGAGCUGCAGAACAUGCCGAUCGAGGGGAAUGGUGGGAAGCGGUUCAACUCCUCUGCGAAGCGAGCGCCAGCGGCGCGGCGGGCGGGGCCACUAGACUGGCGGAGCGCGCGGCGCUGCGGGCCGCGCGCCUGGCGCGGGACCGGCUGCAGGGCGCCCGGCGCCGCGCUGCCGCCGACAUGCUGGCCAUUAGGUUCGCUGCUAUUGGCCAAUCGGAGGUCGGGGAACAACUACGGGAAGCACUUGCAGACGGUACUACAGAUGAAGAGGAGGCUCCAGGUGCAUCAGCAGAGUAUGAAGUGGAGGAGCCUAGUCCGAUGGUUCCGAUGGCAGAGCCGGACGCUGAAGCUGAGGCCUUGGAGCGUUUAGCACGAGCUGGCAACUGGCAGCGCUGUUUGGCUCACGCUGGCUCUAAGGCGCCUCAUUACGCCUUGAGAUACGCUGCUCAUCUCUUUAAGGCACAUUCUCGCAUGGAAGGCGUUGACAUCGAUAGUGAAGACGCUCCCGAAGCACUAACGCAAGCGUUAGAUACUCUUCGUCAAUACAUUGGGGACGGAACUGUCUCUAUUUCAGAUAGUGACACAGCUUUGGCAAAAGCAGUCUGUAGCGAAGUUUUAGUGCGCGUGUCGGCUGCUCCGAAAUCUCUGACAGCCUUGAAGGAUGCCGCGACGGUCAUGUUAGCUGCAGGUGCUGAUGAUAGAGCCAUGCAGGCGAUCACUCUGUUGAUGGCACUUCAUGUGCCGCAGAUAGCUCCAAAAGCAGCACGAGCUUUGCCUCGAUACUCCGAUAUAAUGGUCGCUGACGUUGCUUUUUAUGUGAGUGGAAUGGCAAUCCGCGCUGAAGGGACCAAUGGUGCUCGAGAGGCUUUUGUUCUGCUGAAUCGAAGCUUGGACCUCGCGGAGGCAGCCGAUGACGAUGCGGCUCAUUUGCUAGAUUACACAGAUUUUGAGUGCACGGACUGGCCCACUUCACCGCUUCUGCUCGACAGCGCUUGCAUUCGCGGCGAAGCACUUGAUGAGGCCCGCGAGUGGGUACUCGCCGUUUCCAUGGAGCGGACCGUCGAACAGACUUUACCAGUAGACGGCCGUGAAGUGUACGGGUCGAGCGUGGGUGAUGAAGCUUGCUGCGUGCUAACAGGCUACCCUCUUGGCAGUAGAUUGGUCACAUUUACUAAUGGUCGCUGCGCCAACCGAGAGUGGUGGUCGCGCGCGGUGACGGCAGCGCGAGGCGGCGGCGCGGCGGCAGCGUUGCUACAGCACAUCGCGCGCUGGUGCGGCCCGGCAGACUACUCGCAGAUUUAAACUAAGGUCGCGACGCAGCGAGACUCGCCUCGGCGAGCGGUCAUCGACGUCGUGUAUGACGAUCUUGAUCGCCUCCGCAUCGACGGACAUUUGCCGCGCGGCCGCAGCGGCCGCCGCCACGGCUGCGGCCGACGGGCCUGGC